This is a messenger RNA of Trichoderma asperellum CBS 433.97, 438 nucleotides long. The record is from RefSeq and is a predicted model, not a curated record. Lineage: Eukaryota; Fungi; Ascomycota; Sordariomycetes; Hypocreales; Hypocreaceae.
AUGGCCCUUGGCCACGAAGGUUCAGGAGUAGUAAAACAGGUUGCAGUGUUUUCGACGACAGAGCAAAAGAGAGCUGAAGCACUCGCAUUCGGAGCAAGUGAAUUUUAUCCUACUAGGGACGUCGGAAAACUUGAGAUUCGUACUCCCAUGGACCAUCUAUUGGUAACGGCCAACGCUCAGCCGGACUGGAGCCUGUAUUUGCCAAUCAUGGCUCCGGAAGGAAUGGUCUAUCUCAUCACAGUGUCUUUUAACAAAAUUGCAGUGCCAGCGAUGGACCUUAUUAUGGGUGGCUUAAGAAAUCAGGGAGGUAUGAUCGCUCCACGUCAAAUCCAUCGUGAAUUGUUGGAAUUUGCAUCUCGCCAUAAUAUCGUUCCCAUAGUGGAAGAAUUUCCACUAACAGCAGCCGGAGCUACAGAGGCGUUUACAAAAGCUCCUUGA